CGUGAUGUUUUUCUUUUCUUUAUUCCUUCGUCCUCGUGCUUCUCUUUUCAGAUGUAACCAAAAAAGUCAUCGGAACUGAAAAAUGAGCCAGGUGGGCACUGUAGUUUCGGAGCACCGCCGGGUAUGAAUCCAACCGCUGCGGGUUCAUCCCAACCGCCGCCGCCGCGAUCCUCCUUCAGCUGCGAUCGCCACCCAGGUGAGAAGUUAUCCGGGUUCUGCUCAGAUUGCCUCUGCGAACGCCUCACCACUUUAGACCAAUCCUCAUCUAGCAACAAUCUUACAACCUCCUCCUCCUCCGUUACAGGUGCCAUCAAAUCCCUAUUCACCAAGCCCUCGUCUUCUUCCUCUUCUUCUUACCUCCGCCGUACCAAGUCACUCUCCGCUUCAAAGAAUGACCCUUUUAGCUCGUCCGCAGCCACAGGUUUUGAGCCCCAACGCAGGUCCAGUGACGUCAGGUCACGUAAUACAAUCAUCUCUUUAGACGAGCAAAUCCAUCUUAACGGAUCCCAAAACCGUCAUUCAAAAGGCAUUGCUGAUACUGUUGCCAGUAAGCCCGUUCUAGAGUUCAUAGAAGCAGAAGAAAGCGACGACCCUGAUAACAAUCAAUACUUGACUUUACAUACAAGUGCAGCUGAUAUAAUUGAAGAAGUCACUGAUCUUCAAGAACCCCANGUCCAGUGACGUCAGGUCACGUAAUACAAUCAUCUCUUUAGACGAGCAAAUCCAUCUUAACGGAUCCCAAAACCGUCAUUCAAAAGGCAUUGCUGAUACUGUUGCCAGUAAGCCCGUUCUAGAGUUCAUAGAAGCAGAAGAAAGCGACGACCCUGAUAACAAUCAAUACUUGACUUUACAUACAAGUGCAGCUGAUAUAAUUGAAGAAGUCACUGAUCUUCAAGAACCCCAAGUUGGAAGGCCCGUGACAGGAGCGGUCAAUUUGGAGAUUGUUGGAAAAAAUAGGGUUAAGGGUAGUAUAUCGAAGCCUAUGAAGGAUCAUAUUGAUCUUGAUUCACAGAUGGAAAAGUCUUCGUCCCGACUUGCAGGGGGCAUAUUGUCAACUGCUGUUUUGAGCAAGAAAUGGCAGAAAUGGAGGAAAAAGCAGAAGAUGAAGAAGAAACAAGACACUGUCGAAAGUUCUUCUCUUUCUGUUGAGACGCCUCCUGUGUCUAUGAUGAAACACAUAGAGAUCCAACCGGAGCCAGCAGAAUAUGGAUUAGGAAGGAGAUCUUGUGAUAGCGACCCCCGAUUUUCACUGGAUUUUGCUAGGAUUAGCUUUGAUGGCCCAAGAUACUCCCUUGAUGAGCCACGUGCUUCUUUGGAUGGGCAUUUGAUUGGGAGAACAUUCCCCAGGACGGCACCUAUGGUUUCAGUGGUAGAGGAUGUUCAAGGGGUUGCUGUUCCGCAGUCCGAUACUCAAAUCCCUGCUGUGGACUCUGCUGUAAUUAUGAUGAAGUCUGCCAGUGAUGAUGCAAUUCUUCCUGGUGGUUCCACUCAAACUAGGGACUACUAUUUGGAUUCUUCCACGAGGAGGCGAAAGAGUCUUGAUAGGUCUAACUCUAUCAGGAAGACCGCAGCAGCUGUGGUAGCUGAAAUUGAUGAGAUGAAAGCAGCUUCCAGUGCUAAGGCUUUGCUGAAACCAGAUUCGGUUAACAGGGCGAAGACGUUGGCUUUUGACAAGGAUUCAGCUUCAUAUUCCAAUUCUUUGAGGGACGAUUGCUCCAAAACUUUAGAGUUGACUAGUUUGAAAGAUAGUGCUGAGAGAAAGGGCAUGAAGAAGUCAAAGAAGUGGGCAUGGAAUAUUUUCGGUUUUAUAUACCGGCGAGGUGGUGGGAGCAAGGAUGAAGAUGAUGAUGAUGGUAGGUGUAAGAGAGCAGAAGUUUCCUUUUCAAAAGACCCAGCAGGAAGGGAUGCUAGAGGGGUGCUUAACAGGAAGCUGUAUCGAAGUAGUAGUAGUGUGAGCUGGAGAAAUUCGAGCACUGGUUUGGGAUCAUUUGAGCCUGCUAGAAAAUCUAGUGCUGAAAUGAAUGGGCAUGGAAAAGAGAGGAGGAAUGAAAAUGUUGCGUUGGGAAGGAAUCUGAGUGGGUGUUACUUCAGUAACCACAUCGAUAAUGGAUUGCCGGUUUUCACUUGACGUGGCUUGUGAGAGGGAUAAGCAGCAUAAAUGGAACUCACGCAA
Molecule: messenger RNA, 2173 nt
Organism: Cuscuta campestris
Lineage: Eukaryota; Viridiplantae; Streptophyta; Magnoliopsida; Solanales; Convolvulaceae
Source: the annotation of a GenBank genome assembly